AUAUUAAAGAUAGAGAAGAUUUAAUAGAAGAAAUAGCCAGAUUUUAUGGAUAUGAUAACAUUCCUAGUGCUUUGCCAAUUUUAACACCAAAAAAAGUAGCUGCUAAUACAAAUCAAACUUACCUCAAUUUAAUUCGGCAAAAAUUAA
Dentiscutata erythropus is the source of this 147-nucleotide messenger RNA. Lineage: Eukaryota; Fungi; Glomeromycota; Glomeromycetes; Diversisporales; Gigasporaceae. The record is from the annotation of a GenBank genome assembly.